AUGCCGCUCUCUCACCUGAGACCCUGGGUCUGCCUGUGGCUGCUGGACUUGGCGUUACUGUGGCUGCUUCAGGGGACUCUGGGAGCUCUGCUUCCUGGAGGUCUUCCAGGCCUAUGGCUAGAGGGGGUCCUAAGACUUGGAGGGCUGUGGAAGCUACUAAAGCUGGGAGCGUUGCUGGACUUCGGAGUGACACUGCUACCCCUGCUCUGCCUGGUGAUGCCCCUGUUUCUGUCGCUGAGGGCCCUGGUCCCAGGGGCCUUGAGUGCACCCCCAGUCAGAGUGGCUUCAGCCCCUUGGAGCUGGCUGCUGGCCAGCUAUGGGGCUACAGCACUAAGCUGGGCAGUGUGGGCCAUUCUGAGCUUUCCAGGAGCCCAGGCGUCAGCCCAGGAGAGGAAGCAGGGCCAGGAAAACAAACAACUGAUGUGGCGGCUACUGAAGCUCUCCAGGCCAGACCUGCCUUUCCUCAUUGCCGCCUUCUUCUUCCUUGUUAUAGCGGUGGUGGGUGAGAUGAUCAUUCCUCUCUAUUCUGGUCGGGUGAUUGACAUCCUGAGAGGUAACUUUGACCCUGAAGCUUUUGCCAGUGCCAUCUUUUUCAUGUGCCUCUUCUCCUUUGGGAGCUUGGUGUCCUCUCAUUUCUCUGGGGACUGUAUUUUAUGCUUGGUUUUCUUACCUGCUCUGUCUUCCUCAGGGGAGCUGAACUCACGGCUGAGCUCGGAUACCACCUUGAUGAGUAACUGGCUUCCUUUUAAUGCCAAUGUACUCUUGCGAAGCCUGGUGAAAGUGGUGGGACUAUAUUGCUUCAUGUUCAGCCUGUCACCUCAACUCACUCUCCUCUCUCUGCUCAACAUGCCGCUCUCAUUAGCAGCUGACAAGGUGUACAAUGCACGCCAUCAGGCGUUGCUUAGGGAGAUCCAGGAUGCCAUGGCAAAGGGAGGACAGAUAGUGCAGGAGGCAGUUGGAGGGUUGCAGACUGUCCGGAGUUUUGGGGCAGAGGAACAUGAAGUCUGUCGCUAUAAGGAGGCCCUUGAACAUUGCCAGCAACUGUGGUGGCGACGAGACCUGGAACGAGCCCUGUAUCUGCUUUUCCGGAGGUUGCUGGAAUUGGCAGUGCACGUGCUGAUGCUAAGCUGUGGCCUACAGCAGAUACUGGCUGGGGAGCUCACGCAAGGCAGGCUACUCUCUUUUCUGCUCUACCAAGAGGAUGUGGCACAUCAUGUGUUCCUAACUCUUCCUUGGAUUCUCCAGGGGCUGUCCUUCACCCUUUAUCCUGGUCAAGUGACUGCACUGCUGGGGCCCAAUGGAUCUGGCAAGAGCACGAUUGCUGCCCUCCUGCAGAAUCUGUACCAGCCCACAGGGGGCCGGCUGCUGCUGGAUGGGGAGCCCAUCUCCCAAUAUGAGCAUCAUUACCUGCAUAGAAAGGUGGCUUUGGUUGGGCAGGAGCCUGUGCUGUUCUCUGGCUCUGUGAGGGACAACAUUGCUUAUGGGCUGGAGAACUGCAAGGAUGAGGAGGUUAUGGCUGCUGCAAAGGCUGCCCACGCAGAUACCUUCAUAGAGGAAAUGGAGCAUGGGAUACACACAGACAUAGGCGAGAAGGGAAACCAGUUGGCUAUGGGGCAGAAACAGCGUCUUGCCAUUGCCAGAGCCCUUGUGCGGGACCCACAGAUCCUCAUCCUGGAUGAGGCCACCAGUGCCCUGGACUUUGAGUGUGAACAGCAGAUGCAGAACUGGAGAGCUGGUGGAAGCCGAACAGUGCUGGUGAUCGCUCACAGGUUGCACACGGUUCAGAACGCUGACCAGACCCUGGUGCUCAAGCAGGGAGAGCUGCAGGACCAUGCCUAGCUCAUGGAGCAGCCUGCCUGGUGCUGCAGUGACAGCUGGAAGAUUGAGGCCCCAAGGACACUGGGUCCUUCUCAGGGCCAUCUCCACAGCCCAGGAUAG
Molecule: messenger RNA, 1938 nt
Organism: Orycteropus afer afer
Lineage: Eukaryota; Metazoa; Chordata; Mammalia; Tubulidentata; Orycteropodidae
Source: RefSeq, a predicted model, not a curated record